This is a messenger RNA of Andrographis paniculata, 624 nucleotides long. Its product is annotated as nuclear transcription factor Y subunit B-3-like. Gene Ontology annotation, cellular component: CCAAT-binding factor complex; nucleus. Gene Ontology annotation, biological process: regulation of transcription by RNA polymerase II. Gene Ontology annotation, molecular function: DNA-binding transcription activator activity, RNA polymerase II-specific; RNA polymerase II cis-regulatory region sequence-specific DNA binding; protein heterodimerization activity. The transcript has a single exon. NCBI's taxonomy places the organism in Eukaryota, Viridiplantae, Streptophyta, Magnoliopsida, Lamiales, Acanthaceae. The coding region runs from base 1 to 624 and encodes 207 amino acids. The record is from RefSeq and is a predicted model, not a curated record.
AUGGCAGCAGACUUCAACAUGGACUUACCUCCUCAAGUGAACCCAUUGCCCGGCGGCAACCCGCCCCCCGGCGGCAACAAGAAGGAGUGUGUGGUCAGGGAGCAAGACCGUUUCAUGCCGAUCGCGAAUGUCAUCAGGAUCAUGCGGAAGAUUCUCCCGUCGCACGCCAAAAUCUCCGACGACGCCAAAGAGACCAUGCAAGAGUGCGUGUCGGAGUUCAUCAGCUUCGUCACCGGCGAAGCCAACGACCGGUGCCAGCGCGAGCAGCGCAAGACCGUCACCGCCGAGGACGUCCUUUGGGCCAUGAGCAAGCUCGGCUUCGACGACUACAUUGAGCCCCUCACUCACUACCUCCACCGCUACCGUGAGUUCGACGGCGGCGAUCGCGGCUUGCUCCGGGGGGACCCACUCCUCAAGCGGGUCGCCGCCACUGCUGCCUCUGAUCAGGCCUUCUCGGCCUUCCCGCCGGCCAAUGCAUUCCAUCACAUGGUGGCGGCGCCGCCGCCGCUGCACCACCACUCUGGGUUCUAUGCCCCGCUGCCGCCCAUGAAUCUGUUCAAGGAUCCUACUGCUGCCGGGCCGUCGUCCAUUGAGCCAUUCCCGCCGCACAAUGAGAAAAUGUGA